This is a messenger RNA of Vollenhovia emeryi, 2890 nucleotides long. RefSeq lists its product as uncharacterized. The transcript is spliced from 8 exons. Gene Ontology annotation, molecular function: olfactory receptor activity; odorant binding. Gene Ontology annotation, cellular component: plasma membrane. Lineage: Eukaryota; Metazoa; Arthropoda; Insecta; Hymenoptera; Formicidae. The record is from RefSeq and is a predicted model, not a curated record. The coding region runs from base 1059 to 1949 and encodes 296 amino acids. Gene Ontology annotation, biological process: detection of chemical stimulus involved in sensory perception of smell; sensory perception of smell.
GUACGCAGCAAAACAAAACCAGGGACAGUCGACUUUAUAUAAAAAGAACGAAGAGAAAUUCAUAUUACUUUAUAAGUGAUUGUGGUUAGCUAACAUUAAGCCACUUUGUUUGUGAAGCUGCAUUUGUACUUUCAUGCAUGAUAUUAAUCGGUUGUUUAGAUGAGACAUUCAAUAUUAUAAUGUCUUCUAAUGAUAUACAAUUGCCACUGUUUUUGUCUUGCAAUUCCUGGUCACUGACAUGCAUACAGAAUUUAUUCUCACAUUAUAUGAAAAUUUUCCUGUGACGGAGGAGCUACACAAGUGUAUCUUAUGAAGACAUGUACGAGAAUGACGAAAAUUGAUUGAAAACAAGUAACUGCGCAUGCGCGAGGUAAAUACACAUUUCGCCCUCUCAUAAGAACCUUCUUUUUAAUGUAAAACAAUCAUGCAUUGAAUUUCCUCGGUUGUUAAGCGGACGGCUCCAUUAUAGAUAUACAUAGUUCGAAAAGAACACUUUUAAUAAUAAGUUAUAAGUGUGCAUAUAUACUCACACAAUAGUAUAUGAUAGUCCAUUAUGUAAAAUUACGAUAUUAAUACUAAAAUUUACUCUAGAGGGAAACAUCAAUCGAUAAAAAAAGAGGAGGGAUAAGCGUGGGUCGUCGGCGUCUUUACAUUCACUCGUGUCCCCAACUUCAUACAAAUAUGAUUCGAAUAGGAGAUCAGUAUUUCAACGUGAAUAAAAUUUUACUGCUCACUGUCGGCCUGUGGCCCUAUUACCAAUCUAUCUUUACUACGUUUCAGUAUAUUUCGAUCUCUACCAUAUUGACCGCGUUUGUUAUAUUUCAGCUAACAACGUUUUUAACAGUAAACUGUACUAUGGAACUCUUAAUAGAUGUUUUGUCUUCCGCAUCUUUUUGUGUUAUUUCUUCGAUAAAUUAUAACGUAUUUCAUUUUAAAAUCGAAAAUGUAAGUCAAUGACGUGUCUGUUAAACGGGGUAACCCACCCAUCUAUAUUUAAAUCAAAAUAUUCACUUUGAUGUAUACAAAAGUUACUGGAAUGACAGGUGAAGGAUUUACUGAUGCAGUUUCAGCAUGUACAUAAUGAAUUAACGGAUAAAACUGAAAUCGCUAUCAUAAAAAAAUAUGACUACAUAGCGAAAUGUUAUACAGUUACACUCAUGAUAUUUGGAAUUUGUGCAAUAUUUGCUUUUAUGGCAUUUCAAUUUUGGAUAAAUAUGAUCAAUUUUGCUUUACCAGCGAACGUAUCUCGAUCAUAUAAUUUUCUCAUUAUGAUGGAGUAUUUCAUCGAUCAGGAUACAUAUUUUUACUUGAUUAUAUUGCACACCACCUUAGCUACUUGCAUUGGGACAAUUUCAGGGGUAGCAUGUAGUACACUGUUCCUUACAUUCGUUCAACAUAGCUGUGGAAUGCUCAAAAUUGCUAGUUAUCGAAUUGAGCAUGCUAUAAAUAUGAACAUUAAACGAAAUGUAAUGCCAGAGAAUGAGAUUUUGAUGACCAAAGGUAUAAGUUAUGCUGUUGACAUUCAUCGGCAAGCUCUGAAACUGAACAAACACUUACUGUCAAUAGUGGAGACAAUGUUGUUGUCUUUCUUACUGUUUCUUGUGCUUUGUUUGAGCCUGAACCUAUUUCGACUAAUGAUAUGUAAAAACAUUAAAUACAUUGUUGUACCACUUGGAUGUGUGGGAGUGUGUACCAUAUAUAUGUUCUUCUUCAAUCUUCUGGGGCAAAUUGUAACUGACCACAAUAAUGAUGUGUUUAUUACUACAUAUAACGUCUACUGGUAUAGAACUCCGUGUCAUAUACAGAGAAUGAUAUUAUUCCUGUUGCAAAAAGGAAUAAAAGAAUUUCAUUUUAAUAUCGGUGGAAUAUUUGAUAUCUCUAUUGAGGGUUUCACAACGCUGGUCAAGACCUCGGUAUCUUAUUUUACAGUCAUAAGUUCUAUACAGUAAUAAAAGAAAGACGAUUUUAAUCAAAACAUCGUAGUAAUGAUAUUAAGCUUAUUUAUAACAGUAUGUUGUCUUACAAUUAGAAAGUAUAGACUUCUAUUUGUAUAUGUAUGUCAGAGAGCAAGCUGAGAGCGGCCUCGCUGGCAUUUUACUUGAUACCGUUUCAGGAAAUUGAUGCGCGCGUCUUUAAGCCCAUUUUUACUUUUGGAACUAUUUUAUUGCGCAUUUUCUAACCCUACCGAUAAAAUUGCCACUUGGUGCAUGGCUGUCCUUAUAGAAAUGUAAGCAAAAUUAUUACUCGAAAAUUCCUUUGUGUCAGUGAUUUGAAAUAAUUCAAUUACUGUACUCUAGCAGUUGCUUACAACUGUUUUCGAUCCCAGUUGUUAUAUUUCUGUAAGGGUGGGCUAUGUUUUCUGAAAUCCAAUUUAUGUAAUUUACAUUGUUUACUUGAGCAUAGUUGAUGUAAAUAUCAUGUAGAUAAUGUAUGUUAAUGUGAUUUUGAAAUUUACAGCACAAUUCUGAAAAAUAGGCGUAGCACGGACACGCACAGAAUGGAGGUUUCAUCGGCAGCGUUAAAAAAUAAGUAGCAAAAUAGUGCCAAAAGUAAAAAUGGGCGUAAAGGCGCGCAAAACAGUUUGGUGAAUACCUAGGUAUCGAGUAAAACGCCGACGUGAACGCUCUUAGGUUUCUCUAUGGCGUAUAGACGAUAAUUAGAUGUAUCGUAGCUACAGAAAAGCAGUUCUGAAGUUAUUAAAAUCAACGAAUUAAUGCUUCAGAUUUUCGCAAUAUCUAAAUUGGACAUUUAUAAAUAUAUUGACUGUAAUUCAAAUAUAAACAGUAUCUAAGUGUUAAUACAUGUUUUAGUACUUUCAAGUAAUAAAUUCUUUACGCAUGUGUACGUGUUCGAUAUUUCACAUACCUAUUAAUAUUGGAAAAUGAUUACC